GCGCUUCCGUGAGAGACCCUUUUUAAUCUCUAGAAGUCUCUUCCCUCUUCCCAGAACCCAGAUUGAUCCACACGAACAGCAGCGCGAUGUGGAGGCUGCAGGUUGUGCUGGGCCACCUUACCGGCCGGCCCGAGACCAGCCCUGUGCUGCAGGCCGUGCAGUGCUUCAGCGGCUUCCCGCAGCCUUCAGCCGCAGAAGUAGUGGUGGUGCACGGACGACGCACGGCCAUCGGCCGAGCAAACCGCGGCGGCUUCAAGGACACCACCCCCGACGAGCUUCUGGCAGCCGUCAUGAGUGCGGUUCUCCAGGACGUGAAGCUGAGCCCAGAACAGCUGGGAGACAUCUCCGUGGGAAAUGUGCUUCAGCCUGGGGCUGGGGCCAUCAUGGCCCGUAUUGCCCAAUUUCUGAGUGGCAUUCCAGAGACUGUUCCUUUGUCCACUGUCAAUAGGCAGUGCUCAUCUGGGCUGCAGGCAGUGGCCAACAUAGCUGGUGGAAUCAGAAAUGGGUCUUAUGGCAUUGGCAUGGCCUGUGGGGUGGAGUCCAUGUCCCUGGCUGAGAUAGGAAAGCCUGGAAAUAUUACUUCACGCUUGCUGGAGAAUGAGAAGGCCAGAGAUUGCCUGAUCCCUAUGGGGAUAACCUCUGAGAAGGUGGCUGAGCGAUUUGGCAUUUCCCGAGAGAAGCAGGAUACCUUUGCACUGGCCUCCCAGCAGAAGGCAGCAAGAGCCCGGAGCCGAGGCUGUUUCCGAGAUGAGAUUGUGUCUGUCACCACUACCAUCCUUGAUGACACUAAGGGCACUAAGAAGAGAAUCACAGUGUCCCAGGAUGAGGGUAUUCGCCCUGAUACCACUAUGGAAGGCCUGUCCAAGCUGAAACCUGCCUUCAAGAAUGGUGGCUCCACCACGGCUGGAAACGCUAGCCAGGUGAGUGAUGGGGCAGCAGCCAUCCCGCUGGCUCAGAGGUCCAAGGCAGAAGAGUUGGGCCUCCCCAUCCUUGGGGUCCUGAGGUCCUAUGCAGUGGUUGGGGUCCCACCUGACAUCAGGGGCAUUGGACCUGCCUAUGCCAUUCCUGUAGCUUUGCAAAAAUCAGGACUGACGGUAAAUGAUGUGGACAUCUUUGAGAUCAAUGAGGCUUUUGCAAGCCAGGCUGUCUACUGUGUGGAGAAGCUGGGCAUCCCCCCUGAGAAGUUGAACCCUCUGGGGGGUGCAGUGGCUCUGGGCCACCCCCUGGGUUGCACAGGGGCACGACAGGUCAUCACACUGCUCAAUGAGCUGAAGCGCCGCAGGAAAAGGGCGUAUGGAGUGGUGUCAAUGUGCAUCGGAACUGGAAUGGGAGCUGCUGCUGUCUUUGAGUACCCCGGGAACUGAGGACCUGGCUCCCAGCUCUACCCAGUCCUGCUCUAAAGGGAUACUACAGAAGCAAAUUCAGAUGACACAUUCAGCACUGGUAGUAUAGGCAGAGUAGACAAAUUAAGACACUUCAAAAAUUUGGAAAAUGUGAACAUUGAUAAAACAGUACAGGAGCAGGUAGAGAGCUUGGCUGCACGUCUCAAGACUCCUCACCUGGGGCAAAGUCAGUGUGGGGCACCCAGGCCAUAGGAAGUUGUGUAACUCCUGAGGGAUGGAAACAGAAGCCGGUUGGAUGAGGGGUACAAUGGAUGGAAUAAAUGUCUGUGACCUCA
Heterocephalus glaber (naked mole-rat) is the source of this 1678-nucleotide messenger RNA. RefSeq names its product 3-ketoacyl-CoA thiolase B, peroxisomal. Gene Ontology annotation, cellular component: peroxisome. NCBI's taxonomy places the organism in Eukaryota, Metazoa, Chordata, Mammalia, Rodentia, Bathyergidae. Gene Ontology annotation, biological process: fatty acid beta-oxidation; phenylacetate catabolic process. Gene Ontology annotation, molecular function: acetyl-CoA C-acyltransferase activity. The record is from RefSeq and is a predicted model, not a curated record.